AUGAAAGACCUAGGGCCUACUAGAAGAAUACUUGGCAUAGAAAUCAAGAGAGAUAGAAGAAAGGGAUUGUUAAAACUAUCUCAAUCAGGUUAUAUCAAAAGGAUUAUAGAAAUCUUUGGUAAAAAAGAUGCUAAAACUGUUUGCACUCCUACUGCUGCAAAUGUCAGAUUAGAAGCUGUCAAAGGUGAGUUAUCAAAUGAAGAGGCUACAUAUAUGGAUAAUCUUCCCUAUUCUAGUGCUGUGGGAAGUAUUAUGUAUGCAAUGAUAGGAACAAGGCCUGACAUUGCUUAUGGAGUUAGCCUUAUUAGCAGAUUUAUGAGCAAACCUGCCCGAUCUCACUGGCAAGUUGUUAAGUGGCUGCUGAGAUAUUUGAAGGGAAGUUCAGAACUAGGAUUAGAAUACAAAAGAGGAGAAAAACAAGUUAUAGGCUACUGUGACUCAGAUUAUGCUGCUGAUCUAGACAAAAGAAGGUCUUUAACUGAUUUUGUUUUUACAUUUGGUGGAAAUGUCAUUAGCUGGAAAUCAAACUUGCAACACAUUGUGGCUUUGUCUACCACUGAAGUCGAAUAUGUGGCUCUUACAGAAGCAAUAAAGGAGGCAAUAUGGCAGCAAGGUAUAACCAAAGAGCUAGAACUGAAUUCAGCAGAUACUAAGGUGUAUUGUGACUAA
Humulus lupulus (European hop) is the source of this 669-nucleotide messenger RNA. Its product is annotated as secreted RxLR effector protein 161-like. The record is from RefSeq and is a predicted model, not a curated record. The coding region runs from base 1 to 669 and encodes 222 amino acids. The transcript has a single exon. NCBI's taxonomy places the organism in Eukaryota, Viridiplantae, Streptophyta, Magnoliopsida, Rosales, Cannabaceae.